CGCUGCUUUAAGGAGUUGAAUCAGGGUCACCGAGAGAGACACAUAUACCCUCGGUGUUGAUAAUCGAGACGAUCGAAACGAUUUGUUUGUUACUCCGACGAGAAAAAGGACAUUCUACGAGAAGGAUUCAGUGGGUAUGAAUUUUAGCAGUAGUCAAGAUGUCAAGUGACAGCGAUAGUACUUGUUCGAUACAUCAUCACACUCACAAGCGCAAGAAGAUUGUCAUUAGCGAUAGUGAUAGCAGCGACGAAUCUGUUAUUGUACAAACUCGAAGGAAGAAGAAGAUACUUAGAGUCGUUAGCGAAGGAGAAAGUAGCAGCGACGAUAGUGAUGUACCUAAGCCUGUGAUUAGACGACAAAACCAUAGAGUUAUUAGUGAGGAUGAAUCCAGUUACAAUAGUAGCGGAGGAGGGAGCGGAUCCACUCAGAAUGAUAGCAGUAGCACAUCCGAAUGGCAAAGUGAUUGGUCGAGUUCCGACGAGCUGAGCGGGGACACCGGCAAAUAUAAAGCCAAGCGAAAAGUCUUGUCGAAAACCAAGGGUGAAAAUGCCGAUAAGCCUGGCUCCUCCUCGCCGACCAACGCCAACGCCAACUCCGACAGCGACGAUCAAUUGGAAAAGUGUCCUAUAUGUCUGCUACCAUUUAGAAAGCAGCAAGUCGGCAACCCAUCCGAAUGCGAUCAUUGCUUCUGUUUAGAAUGUUUACUGGAGUGGAGUAAGAACAUUAACACUUGCCCUGUGGAUCGCAUACCCUUCACUACAAUCGUUGUUAGAAAUCAUUUUGACGGCGAGAUCAUAAAUCGUUUACCAGUAGAAGCUGUGCCGCGUAUUGAAAAUCAAGCGGACGAUCCAACAUAUUGCGAGAUAUGCCAUGAAAGUGACAGGGAAGAUCGAAUGUUACUUUGCGACAAUUGCGAUCGCGGCUAUCAUAUGGAAUGUUUAACACCUCCGAUGACUACGGUUCCCAUUGAAGAAUGGUACUGUCCGGGGUGUACCCGAAACAACUCAACUAGAUCGUAUUUGUCGAGUUUCGUGCCAACACUUGUGCAGACAGGGAGAAAUCCUAGUCGGUUCCUCCGUGAUUUAAGUAGGAACUUGAACUUAAACAUAUUCCGUAAUAUACUUCCUCCUUUCAAUGAUCGUACACACGUACCUGCCAAUCGCGCUCGCAGGCCACGAGUGCGCAAUCACGGUCCGACAGACGAUAUCGAGCAGUUUAUCGAUCCGAAUCAGCCGUCUACCUCGUCCGGCCUCGAUUCGAUCGGCGACAAUAGCCGGAGUCGUUCCCCAAACACUAGCCUAGAAGGUAACGCUUCUUCCACGCGUUCGAACACAAAGCCCAAGACCAAAACGCCGAAGAGGAAGCGGAAGAAGCUCGCGAAGAGCGCGAAGAAGAGCGGCGGUAAUCUGCUACGGCAAGUUCGAAUCACAGAGUACAACGAUGACGGCGAAGAGGAAGAGAUAGUGACGUAUGUCAAAGUCGCAUCAUCCACGUCGAGGAGGAAGUGUAAGAAAAGAACAAAGAAAACGCGCAAGAGGAGAAAAUACAAACGACGUGCGCGCGCUGAAGCGUCCGUGCUGACUAGCACGCGUACGGUAAAAAGAAGAUUGGCCUCGACGCUCGGUAUGGAGAAGCCGAAGGUGCCGCUGCUCGUGCCCACCAUGAAAAAUGUCUCCUCUAUUCCUGAGAAAAGCGCUCUCAUGAACGCCAGAUACAGCGCCGGUAUACCUCAAGUCAGUCUCUUUGGAGAUAAUCUGGGAUUAGAUUACAGUCCACCUGGAUCGGACGAUGAUGGCGAAUAUUCCAUUGGGGUUGGAGGUGGUCCAAUGGUAAAUGUACGACAACGACGAUUGGCGGUGCCGUCGAUCAGACGCCGCGCCGUUUUGAAAACUAUCGUCGAUCCGGUCAACGAGGUGGAUAAUAUAGGCAUAACAGAUCUACUGAGCAGCAUAAUGAGCAGUCAGGAGCUGUGGCAUUCGACCAAGAAGAAGGACGACGUGAUUCUGAAGGCUGACGGUCUGCUGAUGGUGAAUAAUCCCGAGAAGGAGAACAAGCACAGCAUCAAUAACAACGAGAGUCCGAAGAAGGAGAAGCAGGUUGAGGAGGAGGAGGUCAUAAAACACGAGGAGGCAAUCCUGGAGGCGGUUGACACGCCGCUGGAUCUGUCUAAUAUCAAUUCCAACGACAUCACCCAGGCGCCGAUGUACAACAAUCCCUGCGGCGGAGGCGGCGGUGGUGGCGGCGGCGGCGGCAGCGGCGGCAACCGGGGAAACUUCCGGGGUGGCUACGGCCGCGACAACGGCCGACACGGCGGCCACGGGGGGCAGACCUACGGCGGUGGCCGGGACUCGCUGCCACCGAGCGGCAGGCACAAUUACAGCGGUGGGACCGGCGGCGGCGGUCCGCGGGACAACUUUGGGAAUCGCGACUUCGGCCCGCCGCCGUUCUACAAUCCGAAUUUCGAGCACUGCGGCGGACCGCCCAUGUUCGGCGCCCACGCGCCGCCGCCGCCGUUCCGCAGCCGCAAUCCCCAGCACUUCCGCAACGAGCGGCUGCGUUUUCCGCCGCCGCCGCCGCCCGCCGAGCGGCCGUUUAAUUAUACGGACGGUGGUGGCAGUGGUGGCUUCGAGCAGAGACCGUUUCCGCACGCGACGGACCGAUUUCCCAGGCCCAGGCUACCCCCGUUGAGUAUACCGCCUCCCGGUGGUCCGUCCAUCGCGCCGUUAAACGCACCGGAUCCCAUGGGUAUGCAGCAGCCGAUUCACAUACACAACAGUCUACCGCCCUCGGUCAACCUGCCGGAAGACAUGGCGCGGAAUUAUCAGCCGCCGCCCGAGCAAAGUGAUCGCAUCGCGAUGCCGGAUCCCGCGGUCGUGUCGCCCGUAAUUGCGUCACCCGCGGCCGCGUCGCCCGCCACGCGACAGGACAACGACGACUGCGACAUCUAUUGCGACAUCGAACCGCCAUCGAAGCCCGAUUGCGAGGCACAGGAGGAGCUUCACAGUAACGGCUCGAUGAUCCUGCUGCCGCCGCCGGAACCGCCGUCCGGUCUGCUGGACUUCGAGGAGAACUCCAGAAGCGACAAGGACGACAGCGAGCAGGAAUUGGUGAUCGACGACAGUCACAAGGAGGACACGACGACGAGAGAUCUGACGGCGAGCGGCGACAAAUACGAUCCGUUCGCGGCCGACAGCGACAGCAACGACGACGUCGCCGCCCCGUUGAAGACGGCGCUGGAGAAGGCGGAAGUGUCGCGGAACAGCCUGGACAGCUGUAACAUCCCCAUGCCGAUCGCGCCGCCGUUGGUCUCGGCGGCGUAUCCCCCGAUGCCGGCGACGCAGGCCCAGAGCAGGCAGGAAGUCAUUCGGUUGACCGCGUACGACGACGAAGAUGACAACGACUCGCAGUCGGACUGCCCGAACUUUUCCAUCUACUCGUCGCAGACCAUGGACGUAGCCAGGCAUACGGAACAGGAGUUGUCGCAGCAGAUCGGACCGCUACAGCCACCGCCUAUGCCGCCCAACAUCCCCGACGACGACGACAUCAUCGUGGGGGACGUUCAAGCCUGCGAUCUGCCGGACGUGCCGCCCGAGCCGGCCGAUCCCUAUCUCGAGGCGCUGCAGAAGGAGCGGCAGACCCUGAGUAAGAUACCACCGAAGAAGAUCUCGCACGACUCGCGUGGUAAGAUCACCUUCAAGAUCGGCAACAAACUCAGGCUCAACAAUCGGCUGAGCGGCCUGCACGCGGACGAUCAUUCGCAGAACACGAGUUUUCUUCAGAAAAGAACGGUCACGGCACCGCCGGUCGAAAGCAAGCAGCAACAACAGGAGCGAGACAGCGACAGGGGUGUCGGUUCGUCAAAGUCAGCGAUCGAGUCUACAGCCGCACGAUCGUCGGCGGCGUUGAAUCCGUUGAUAAAGAUAGGACCACAAUUUGCCGAAGAGGAGGAGGAGGAGGAGGAGGAGGAAGAAAAGAAGACGGAACUCGCUCCAGCGAGCCCAAAGAAGAAAGAUGCGCUCGAUAGUCGGCGCGGAAGCAAAGAGUUCCGUAUAACGGAGAGCUCGUCGGACGACGAAAUUACGAAGGUGGACGAACGGCCGAGACACGUCGACGCUUCACCUGACAAGAAGGAGGAGGAGGACGACGACGAACGGGAAGUGUUGCAAUUGGCGGCGGCGGACGCGGCGACGCCGCGCGAGACCGUCGUGGUCGCGGAAAGCGCGGUGCUGUUGUCGGCUCCCGACACGGCCCGGUCGUCGCCGAGAAAAUUGGACGGCAGCGAGUUGAGCAUGGAAUGCAGCUCGGAGGACUUGGAGGGUGGCGACGUGCCGAACAAGACCACGUUGUCGCGUCCCGAGGCCGAGUUGCGCGGCGAGACGAGCGCGCGCGGCGACUCGCGCGAGCGGGAAUGGAGUACCGACGACGAGGACGACGACGACAACGACGAGCGUUCGCCGACGAGCAGUCAUAAACUCGCCAAGGUGGACAGCGACGAUAGGAACAACGAUAAAGCGUCGAGCGACAACGAGGAUCCAAACUCGUCGGAUCAGCGGCACGAGAAGGAGAGCUUCUCGACGGUGGACGACGAGGCGGAGCAGUUUCCGAUCGAGAAGGACAAGCUGGACGACGAGCCGCCCGCACCCGCCACUUUCGUCGACAACAGCUGGGAAUCGGACGGCGCUUACACACCCUGCAAAGACGAGCUGCCCGUGAGGGAUGAGAAUAUGCAGGAGCAGCAGUGUACGGUGCCGUUCGAGGCCGGCUUGGAGCCCAUCACGCCAACGAAGGACAAGACGAACGACGAUCUGGAUGACUGCAGAUCGCCGGCCGGUUACGCCGAGCUGGGCACCGAGGCUAUAUCCGAGACCGACGAGGCGAUUAAUUUCGAGGAGGAGCUAAUCGCCCUGGCGUUACGAAAGGAGAAGGAGAAGGAGAUGGAGGACGGCGAGAUACUGGACGAGAGCAAGCUGGAUGUGAAGGAGCGUGAGAAGUUGAAGGACGAGAGGGAAGACGAUGGCAAGAAGAGGAAGAAGAAGGACAAGAAGGAAAAGAGCAAGGAGAGCACGGAGAAGAACAAGGAGAACAUCUCGUCGGACAAUCUGGUCUCGUGGAAGAAACUUUCGAAGAACACGAAGGACCGGCCGUAUCGCGACAAGGACAAACGGUCCAGGUCGAAGGAGAAGGAGAGGGACAAGGACAAGUCUAAGAAGAAGGCGAAGGAGGUCAGUAAGAAGAAGGAGAAGAGGAAAGAGCUGCCGCGAUACGACGUGAGGAAGAUCGUGGCCGAGAAGCCGUCCCGGCCGAGGAAGGACGAGUACGGCCGGGACAUCAGGGAGAAGUCGUCGCGAAGCAGAUCGAGAAGUCGGUCGUCGAAUAAAAUUCAGUCGGGCUCGAAGGAUCGACGGAGCCGGUCGUACUCGAAGGGACGGUCGAAGAGCAGAUCCCGCCUCCGGUUGUCCUGGUCGAGAGAUCGCGGCCAGUCGUACUCGAAGUCGUGCCGCUCCAACUCGCGCAGAUCGUCGUCCCGCACCAGGCGCAAGUCGCGAAGGCGAUCACUGUCGAGGCGCCACUCGAUCUCCCGCAGGAGGUCGCGAUCGGUGUCGCGCAAGCGGCGCUCGCUGUCGCCCAGACGGCGCGCCCGGCGAUCGCUGUCGCGAACGCGCGACAAGCGGAAGGACAAGACGAAGAAGUACAAGUCGCGCAGUCGCUCGAGGAACCGCAAGAGAUCGCGCAGCAAGGCGUCGCCGAAGAGAACGUCGUCCAAGACGCGCGAGAAGAAGCACGGCAAGAGGAAGGCGCACAGUCGGUCACGGUCGAAGGACAGGUCGAUCUCGCGCGAACGGGAUCGCAACAGGAACUGGGAUCAGCUGAACGUGGAGAAGAGCGUGGAGCAGGAGCAGCAGCAGCAGCAACAGCAGCAGCAGCAGUUCCCGCGCGAACGCGAGGAGCACGAGCGCUCGUGGAGCGCGCAGUGGACGCCGUCCUGGUCGCGCUCGAGGUCGAAGACACCGCCGCACAUCCAGCAGGAGCCGAUCGGCGCGCGAAAUUGGUCGCCGCCCUCCGUGCUGGACAGCGUGUCGCCGAAGAACCUGACUGUCAUACUGACGAACAAGGAGGCGAUAAAGAAGAAGAAGAAGGAGCGGCGAAAAGAGAGCCGGAAGUCCAAGGAGGCGGAGAAGCGGCGGAAGGGCAAGCGCAACAGGACGCCGCCGCCGUCGAAGGAGGUGUUCGCCAGCGGGGACAAUAUACUAGUUAGCGUGUGUUUCAACAAGGACAACGAGAUAAAUCCGUCGGCCACGCCGGAGUUACCGCCAACUAUUCCAUUGUCACCGCCGAUAAAACGACGACGGCGGGAGUCCGUUCAGACGGAGCAGUCGGCGCCCUCCGCGAAGCGCUCGAAGAAGGAGAAGACGAAGGACAAGCGAUCGAAGUCGCCGAAGGUGAAGAAGGACAAGAAGAAGAAGUCGAAGGCGGCGGAGAUCGCGGCGACGAAGAAGCCCGUCGCCGUGAUCGAUCUCGAUCAGUCGCCGUUCCGCGAACAGACGCCAUCGCCCCGCGACGUUAUAGUGCUGAGCGACGACGACGACAAGCAGGCGCAGGAGACACUCGCCGCGUCGCCGGAGCAGUGCCAGCCGUCGCAGGCGUCGCCGCCGCGCGAGCAGUUCGUCUCGCAAGGCCCGAAGACGCCGCCGGAGCCGCAGAUCAAGUUCUCCAUAAACAAGCAGCCCAGCAAUCUCAGACCGUCCCUGAUAAACCCUCUGCUGGAGGAGGAAGAGGAGGAGGAGGAGGAGGAGGAAGAGGAAGAGGAGGAGGAGAUGAUGGACGAGCGGGCCGAGGAGGAGCUCGAGAUGCGGGCGCAGGAGGAGCUGGAGCUGCGCCUCAAGAUCGGCCCCAACACACCUCCCGAGCCGCCAACGUCCCCGCCAACCUCCCCGGACGCUUACGAUCCCUUCGACCCCACCAAGUCCCGUUCGCCCACUCCGGACGCCAGUCAAGAGGCCACGCCGAACGACGAGCGCGACCGGGCGCAGCGCAACUCGCCCAGGAAGCACGACGGCGCCGCGGACACCCCGCUGCCGUUGGACGAGCCCGGUAACCAGCAGCAGGAACAGCCCAGUCAGGAGAAGCCGAUAGAGAAGCCAAAGAUAAUAUCGAUAGUGACGAUCAAGCGACCGUCGCCGCAGAGAGACGUCGCCGCGUCUCCCGCGCCCGAGAGUCAGACGGACAUGGCCCAGUCGUGCAGCGGCAGCAGCCCGCCCAAGACCCAGCAGAAUCCGCAGAGCGCGCAGUCGACCGCCAAUCCGUUCAGCACCAUCAAUCCCGUGCUGGCGACGGUGGCGGCCGCGGUGCAGAGAAGCUUCAACGCCAGCACGCCUAACACCACGCAAAGGACCCUGCUGCAGCCUAGUCGCAUCUCGCCGAGCAAUCAGAUGAAGCAACGCACAAACGACAGGCCGCAGCUUCCCAAUAUAUUCGCGAACUCCGCGAAAUCAUCCACCAUAGCGCGAACCUCGAAAUCGGCCCAGGGUAAAGCCAGCUCGACGGUGGGGCAGAACGGCAACGACGCGACCAUAGAUAUGACGAAUGACAAUGUCGUCGAUAUGUCGUCCCCGUAUUCUCCGGGCUCGACCCUGAGCGACGGCUUGUUCGAUCCGCCCAGCCCCGCCAACUUCAACAACUCGCCCGUUGCGAACGCACCACCGCCCGUCGUUCCUAAAACCACCGCGCCGAAGGUCAAUAAAAGUGCGGAGAAGAAGGACGCGUUCGACGCGCUGUUCGGUGGAAUACUGCCGCCAGUUAAGACUGCAACCAAAAACAGAAGCAAGAAACAGAUCGUCAAGGAAAAGACGAAGAAAUCCACCAAUCCUAAAGUUGGCGUCCGCAUGGACGAAAAUCAGCUUCAAAUCCUGGACGAUCUUCCUAGUUCUGCUGUAGAAAUGCAAGUUAAAGAUAAGUUUCUCAAGAAACUAAACCGACAGGAGAGAGUGGUGGAGGAAGUGAAAUUAGUUCUCAAGCCCCACUAUACCAAAAAGCACAUUACGAAAGAGGAAUAUAAAGACAUCAUGCGUAAAGCAGUACCUAAGAUAUGUCAUAAUAAGACAGGCGAGAUUAAUCCUAAAAAGAUAGCCCAUCUAAUUGAAGCGUAUGUAAAGAAGUGUCGGAACAACAAGAAGAAGACGUCUUCUGCCAAGAUAGCGAAACCUACGAAGACUCUAUGGAGUUGAUCACGUGUUGGCAAUCCUAGCGCAUUAGAAACUUCUUCAACAUUAGGCCUCUCCUUAGACCACGCGUAAAUCACAUUCUAUCUUCUCUCGAUGGUAAGUGAAUUGGACGUAUGCAUGUAUAUGUGUAUAUAUAAUAUAUAUAUGUACAUGCAUAUACAUACAUAUAUCUUACACGUAUACAUCUAUUGACGAGCGAAACAUCUAUUGUGUGUACAUACUUUAUUAAUUGUAAUAAGCGUAAUAUUUUUAUUUAUCUAAUUGUUCAAAUACGAAUAAGAGAUUCGUGAUUGCUAUUAUUAUUAUUAUUAUUAUUAUUCACAAAUAUUAACGUCUAGACACGUUCGCGCGUAAUUCGCGUAGGCAACCCGACGAUGUACGGCCUCUGUCCGAAAAUAUACGGCCCGUGCAUCAUUGCGAUGCCUCCCGAUGAAAUAGAUUCGGGAUCAACGAUCAACGAUCCCUUCGCUAAAUUAACUAGAGGGAAUAUAUUGUACGAUAAGGUCUCAUAUUUUAGAGUGUGAUUGUGUAAUUUCAAAGAAAGAAAAAAAAAAGAGAAACUGACGACAAAAAAUAGACGCUCAAGUAAUACGAGUCGCUAUUUAUGAAAGAGGAAGCGAAUGGCCAGGCGUAUUUUUUUUUUCCCUCCCCCCCAGCAACUUGCGCUGUAAAAUCAGUACAUCCUUAAAUCUGUGAAUCCCAGUAGAUUCUUCGAACUUACUUUAUACAAGCGAAGAAAAAAAAAAUGGCCUGCGGAGAUCUUUUUCAUACGAGUACCAUGGAGUCUCCAUGGCAGGAUAUAUAUAUAUAUAUAUGCCGCAACUUGUUUCACUUUUUAUUCAUACUCUUGUAAAACACACAUUUCCAAUCAGCGAUUUCAGAUGUAAAUAAAUCAUGUAUAAAAUAUUACCGAAA
This is a messenger RNA of Wasmannia auropunctata (little fire ant), 9137 nucleotides long. RefSeq lists its product as uncharacterized. The transcript is spliced from 14 exons. The record is from RefSeq and is a predicted model, not a curated record. Bases 159 to 8225 code for a protein of 2688 amino acids. NCBI's taxonomy places the organism in Eukaryota, Metazoa, Arthropoda, Insecta, Hymenoptera, Formicidae.